AUGGCAGUCGAGGUCAUGCCAGUGGAGAUAGCGGCGAUGAUCAACAAUGGUGACGAUGGCAUUCGCACCGGAUUGAUGGUUGAGGCGGACCCAACCAACGAAGCCACCGUGUUCGCCAGCGGCGUGCACGGCGCGUACAACACCUACCAGGCCAAGGCGCACGUGGGCGAAGACACCUGGUUCGUGGGGCUGCGGCGGCGCACGGGGAUGCCCAAGCCGGGUCCGCUCACGCGGCCCGAGCAGAAGGCGGCGCGCUUCUUGCCCGUGCGGCCGGCGUCGGGCGAAGGUGGCAGCGGCGGCGGCGGUGGCGGUGGCGCGCCCUUGUGACACCCCUACCCCUCCGCCCUGCCCUCCCCAGCAUCCUAUUCCACCCGUUCCUCGCAUCCCUCUUCCGUUCCUACUGAUGGCGCCGCCGCCCGCCAGCCCUCCCCGUUCCCGACGCCGCCGCCGCCAAUGCCCCCACCAACCGACAACGGCGCCCAACGCGAUUCAACCGCAACAGAAGCAGCCGCACGCGUCUGGAGCUAUCAGACGCGUCAGUCGGUUCGCGCUCCCCGACCCUGCCGACUUGUGCAGCAUCAGCCGCAGCAUCAGUCGCAACAGCCACCCACCGCGCAGCUUAAAAGCAACAGAUCCUAAAUCGUAAAUAAAAUAUUUUAUUUCUCUGACUACUGUAUUUUUUUGUAUUCAUCCUUAGGCAUAACGAUAUUUUAUGAAGAAGAAGAUGAAUAAAGUAAACCAUAAAGCAAUGUGUAACAUAAGCAAUAUUUUUUUAAUAUAAGCGCUGUAUAUUUUUGUGCGGACAGUUGACACUACGUGGACGGUUGAGAAGGAUUGAUGCAGUGUAGUUCACAAGAAAACGAGAAAAAAGUUGGAGAGAAUCUAAUCUUUAUUUCAACGGAAAAUUGUAUAAUACAAAACAUGUGAACUGAAAAAUUGUAACAAUGUAAGGCAUAUUUAAUAAAAAAUCUGAACGAACAAAUGUUGUGGACGCACAGAAUGAAACAAAUUCAAAACUUAAUUGCUUAAUUCUCGAACAAAAUAUAUCUAUGCUGGUGCUCAAUGUAUUUCUGCCUUUGUAUUCAUUUCCAAACUCUUUUUCGCAACCCAUUGAAUCACAAUAACGAAUACAUAUAUUAAUAGUAUUAGUUUGACACUUAUUACAAAAUUCAGUAUAGCACUUUCAGAUGUGCCACAAACAAAAAAAAAUAACUCGUAAACCAUUUAAACACAAAAACAGUAUAUCCAAUCAAACUAGUGCAAAAAAUCAUUUCCACAUCGAAAUAAUAUUAUUUCCUUGAUUGUGAUAACAUAUUUUAUCUACAGAAAAACAUUUUAAAUCAUAAAUAUCCGAACCGAAACAUCCAAACUCAUUUACAAACUUAACCGUCAACCUAUUUGUAACUGAAUUCUAUUUCCUAAGGGAACCACGAAUUCCUUCUACGUACGAAGUCAUUAAGCAUGAAAUGAAAUUAGUGCCCAUAACUUUUCGCAGACAUUAAUACGAAACAACAGGUCUUGCAGAAGACAACAAUUCUCAAUGGUCCAGCCUUAACCUAAUGAUACGGCUGGUCAACUUAAUAACGACACACAAUGCAACCGUACUCUAAACAUUUCAUCUGACCAUUCACAUGGUCAUUCAGCAUGUAUUAAAAUUAUUGCUCGCCAGUCUAUACAGCCCUGAAUACGACAAGCGGAUCUUACUGGCAACCUGAUCAUAAACAGCUUUCAGCAGUCCAGUCAAAAUCCCAUUCGCCUGUACAAACAUGAUCAUGAACACCGGAAAACUUUGGAUACCAAUUCAAGUCAGAACAGUCCUAUCAGCAAGCGCUCGCAUUAACGCACCAAUCGCCGAUUCGUCUCCCUCGAGCCACGCCCGCCCGCUCCUUGGCCAGGGCAGGCGAAGGGGGCGGCGGGUGAGCGCGGUCGCCG
Gryllus bimaculatus (two-spotted cricket) is the source of this 1932-nucleotide messenger RNA. Lineage: Eukaryota; Metazoa; Arthropoda; Insecta; Orthoptera; Gryllidae. The record is from the annotation of a GenBank genome assembly.